AAAAACCCAGAUUGCUCUAGAAUACGUUUACCGGCGUUCGAGUGAAGGAUGUUGCCAUGUUUUUUGGGUGCAGGGAAGUGGGAUAUUGAAAUUUACGGAGGGGUUUAAGGUCAUUGCGCAGCAUGUGCGAAUUCCUCUAGCGAGCGUUGAGAGGGACGAAGAUGAACUGCUCCAGCGGGUAAGGACAUGGCUCGAAGGCCCUGAUAGUGGGGACUGGAUCUUAGUUAUUGACAAUGCCGACAAUGAUGCCGACUUUAUUGGAAGCACUAGCCCCAUUGCCAAGUUUGUUCCACAAGGGCGUGAAGGAACUGUCAUAUUCACCACCAGAUCUCGGCAGGUGGCGAUUCGACAGGGCUGUAAGAUUAUCAAAGUUGACAAGAUGGAGCCGGAAGAGGCCCUGGAGUUGUUUUCAAAACGAUUUGAUAGCUGGCACAGCUUGGGAGAAGAAGAAAAAGAGGAUGUUUCACGGAUCUUAGACUCGAUGGACCACCUACCGCUGGCUGUCGCGAGUUCAGCAGCUUUCAUGGCUGAGAAUGGGACAUCACCUUCUGUGUACUGGACUAUUUUCCAGGAGAAUGAUAAACGAACUAAAGAGCUGCUUGCAGAGCAGUUUUACGACAUCCAACGAGAGGUCGACACGACCGAAAGUAUCUUGGGUACCUACUUUAUCACCUUCGACAGAAUUACGGAACAGAUGCCCUUGAUGGUAAAGCUUCUCGCGCUACUUGCAUCCCUUGAUCGCCAAAACAUACCUGAGGAGCUGCUGACUCACUCCGGACUGGAGGGCAUGGAUGAUUCGCUUAAAUUUUGUCAGGCAAUUGGGAAACUAUUGAGGUUCUCAUUGGUUACCGAGGCCAAAGACGAAGGCACAACAUUUUACGAAAUUCAUCGCUUGGUCCAGUUCUCUAUUCAGGCAUAUUUAUCGGUAGAACAGGCCAAUGAGGGGAGGACUGCAGGACUGCAGGCUAUUUCGAGGCUGUUCCCUGUGUAUGAGGACAAGCGGCAGAAUAUUUGUGCAGCUUACAUGUCUCAUGCGCUCUUAUUAACUAAAGAUUCAACGGAUACCAUUGCUGAAGACCUUGUCUAUCGCGUGGGACAGCAUUACUUCGAAAUGGGCUCCUAUAAUAAUGCCGAGAUUCAAGUACGCCAAUGCCUUGCUCUUCGAGAGGCCGAUAAAGAACGAGAAUGGAGGGGUGAGAGCUUCUCUCGGAUCAUGCUCUUAGGAGAGGUGCAACGGCGUCAAGGAAGGCUGAGAGAGGCAGAGGUGAUAUUUCUUAAGGAGCUAGAGGAAGCGGAGAAUACUUCCGGAUUAGACCACCCUGAUACUCUGACAGCUGUCAACAACCUGGCCCGGGUGCUGCGAGAUCAAGGGAGGUACGAAGAAUCUGAGGUGAUGAAUCGCCGUGCAUUGGAGGGGUACGAAAAACGGCUUGGAUCGGACCACCCUAACACUUUGAUGGCUGUCAACAACCUGGCUCUGGUGAUCUGGAGUCAAGGGAGGUACCAAGAAUCGGAG
Molecule: messenger RNA, 1516 nt
Organism: Tuber aestivum (summer truffle)
Lineage: Eukaryota; Fungi; Ascomycota; Pezizomycetes; Pezizales; Tuberaceae
Source: the annotation of a GenBank genome assembly